AUGACAUUCUUAUGUACAAUUAGUGGCGUUCAACCUCAGGAACCUUGCUUGAGUAAAACAGGGUAUAUUUUUGAACGAAGACUAAUUGAAAAACACUUAGAAGAAUCACCAGUUUGUCCUGCAACCGGAGAACCUUUGACACCUCAAGAUUUAAUCAAUAUUAAAACUGAUGUUGUAACUAAACCGAGACCAGUAACGGCAUCGAGUAUUCCAGGAUUGCUGUCGUUACUACAGUCCGAAUGGGACGCUCUUGCAUUGGAAACUCAUAACAUGAGAUCGCACGUUGAUGAAGUUAGAAAACAAUUAAGUUAUUCACUUUAUCAACAUGAUGCCGCAACACGCGUGAUUGCAAGACUUAUCAAACAACGUGACUCUGCUCUACAAGAAGUUGAAGCAUUAAAACAACAAUUGUUACUUUUUAGAACCAAUUAUGAUGUUAACUCCCUAGAAACAGAAUUUGAUAAGGAUACAAUGGUACGAUUGCAGGAUUUGGCAAAAGUAUUAUUAUCCGAGAGAAAGAAGAGAGAUUUGAGUGGAUAUUUAGAUGCCGAGGCAUUUUCGAAGUUUAAAUGUGCAGGUGAAUUCAGACUUCACUCCUCAACUAAGCCUGGCGUGCUCUGUGUAGCUUUGGAUAAGAGUAAAAAUGCGCAAAGUCUUGAGGAAAGUUUCUGUUUCACCGGUGGCAAUGAUGGAAGUGUUGUGUACUUUGAUUUAUUCAAUCAGAAAACUGUUCAUACACUCAAUGGACAUAUGAAACCCGUAAAUACAGUUGUUACACAUCCACUUGACAAUAUCGCUUUAUCAGGUAUUACUGUGCUUAGUUACAGAGCUUGUUUAAUUCCUUCUGGGGUUUUAAUUAUUGGUGAUAAUUUCCUAGGAUCUGAUGAUAGUACUAUAAGAGUAUGGCGUGAAUUUGAAACUGAGUUUAAAUGCACAUACGUGUUAAAGCACCAUAAAACAUCAAUAAAGAAUUUAGCAAUGCACCCAAGUGGUGAAUACUUGUUAUCACUAUCAUCGGACGGUGUUUGGGGUUUAUGUAAUAUUGACUCGGGUAAAGUAAUUAAAAUGCAUAGAAAUGUUCCUAAAUGUAAUGCACUGAAAAUACAUCCAGACGGUCUUGUUUGUAUUGGAGCAGCUACCAAUGGUACACUACAAGUUUGGGAUAUACGUGAUUCCACACUCAAGGAUCCAAUCACGACUAGUAGUGCUGGUGUGAAUGGCGUAAGUACAGCUAAUGGCGUGAGUAGUGCAUGGGUAGAUUUGGAUUUUAACGAGAAUGGAUAUUAUUUGGUUAGCGUAUCGGAAGCGGGUGAAUUAGUAUUAUGGGAUUUAAGGAAGCAAACCGUUAUUAAUACUUUUUCGUGUAAUGUUAAUCCUACAAGAGUCAAAUUUGAUCAAUCAGGAUUGUAUAUGGGAGUGAGUAGCACUAAGGUAGAAGUGCUUUAUAUGAAGGAAAAGAGUAAAUUUGAAUUAGUCCAUACACUUGAAGGGCACAACGCAAAUGUUACAGAUCUUGAAUUUGGACCAUAUUCCAAAUUCCUACUAACAACCUGCUUGGAUAAAUCUCUAAGACUUUAUAACUAA
Theileria annulata is the source of this 1584-nucleotide messenger RNA. RefSeq lists its product as uncharacterized. Gene Ontology annotation, biological process: DNA repair; mRNA splicing, via spliceosome; protein ubiquitination. The record is from RefSeq and is a predicted model, not a curated record. The coding region runs from base 1 to 1584 and encodes 527 amino acids. The transcript has 5 exons. Gene Ontology annotation, cellular component: U2-type catalytic step 1 spliceosome; Prp19 complex; cytoplasm. NCBI's taxonomy places the organism in Eukaryota, Apicomplexa, Aconoidasida, Piroplasmida, Theileriidae. Gene Ontology annotation, molecular function: protein binding; ubiquitin protein ligase activity.